This is a messenger RNA of Apis laboriosa (Himalayan honeybee), 3159 nucleotides long. It is a transcript of the gene LManII, whose product is annotated as lysosomal alpha-mannosidase-like. Bases 47 to 3028 code for a protein of 993 amino acids. NCBI's taxonomy places the organism in Eukaryota, Metazoa, Arthropoda, Insecta, Hymenoptera, Apidae. The record is from RefSeq and is a predicted model, not a curated record. Gene Ontology annotation, molecular function: carbohydrate binding; alpha-mannosidase activity. Gene Ontology annotation, cellular component: lysosome. Gene Ontology annotation, biological process: mannose metabolic process. The transcript has 17 exons.
GUGAUUGUUUCAUUAACGACUGAAAGUCUGGAGUGGUGAGUUGAUUAUGUUGUGGCUUGAAUUUUUGUUGAUCUCAUUUUUGCUAUUUUUCACCCAUGGACAUGGAGCUAGCAUUCCAAGAAGGCAAACACAAGUUUGUGGUUACGAGGCAUGUCCUGUAACGGAUUCAAAAAAACUAAAUAUUCAUUUAGUAGCUCAUACUCACGAUGAUGUUGGUUGGUUGAAAACAGUUGAUCAGUAUUAUUUUGGAAGUCGUUCAACUAUUCAAAAAGCAGGUGUACAAUACAUUCUUGAUAGUGUGAUUCAGGCGUUGUUGGCGAAUCCUGAAAGAAAAUUUAUUUUCGUGGAAACUGCAUUUUUAUGGAAAUGGUGGUUGCGUCAAAGCGAAAAAACCAGGCAAGAUGUGCGAGAUCUAAUAAAUCAAGGAAGAUUAGAAAUUAUCGGUGGUGGAUGGACUAUGAAUGAUGAGGCAGUUACUCACUAUCACUCUCUUAUAGAUCAAUAUACUUGGGGAUUCAGACGUCUUAACGAUACUUUUGGAAGCUGUGCAAGACCACAUAUAGGAUGGCAGAUAGAUCCUUUUGGUCAUUCCAGAGAACAAGCAUCUUUAUUUGCACAAUUGGGAUUCGAUGGAAUGUUUUUCGGUCGCCUUGAUUAUCAAGAUAAGAUCAAAAGGCUCAAAGAUAAAACGAUGGAAUUCAUUUGGAAAGGAAGUUCGAAUCUAGGAUCACGAGCAGAUUUAUUCACAGUUGUAUUGUACAAUAACUAUAGCCCACCACCUGGUUUCUGUUACGAUAUUUUGUGCAAUGAUGAACCAAUAAACGAUGAUCUCGAAAGUCCAGACUAUAACGUUGACGACAGGGUCAAUAGAUUUUUGCAAUAUGUGGUUCAUCAAUCUGAAGUAUAUCGUACAAAUAACGUCAUAUUAACAAUGGGAGGAGAUUUCACUUAUCAACAAGCGGAAAUGUAUUUUUCUAAUAUGGACAUACUAAUAAGAUAUGUAAGGGAGAGAAAUAGCUCCGACGUGAAUAUAUUUUAUUCUACACCAUCGUGCUACUUAAAAGCAGUACACGAUGCAAAAUUGCAAUGGACGACGAAAGACGACGAUUUCUUUCCCUACGCGAGUGAUCCACAUUCAUAUUGGACUGGCUAUUUCUCCUCCAGACCAACGAUCAAAUUCUUUGAAAGAAUGGGAAACAAUCUUUUGCAAAUAUCCAAGCAGUUGUCCGCAUUGACUCAAUUGAAAGGUUACGAGAAAGAAUUGGAACAUUUUCGAGAAGCAAUGGGAGUGUUGCAACAUCAUGAUGCGGUGACUGGAACUGAAAAACAAUUGGUUGCAGAUGAUUAUGCGCGAAUAUUAUAUAACGGCAUGGAACAAGGAACAAACAUUGCUUACAAAGCCUUAAGAAAAUGGAUGUUAAAAGAAAAUUCAGAGUUUUUAAAAGAACAUGUACACUCUUGCAUGCAAUUGAACAUAAGUUCGUGUACGUACACAGAAGGCAACGAUUUCAUUCUAGCGAUUUAUAAUCCUUUGAGUCAGAAUGUCGUAUCACCUAUCCGCAUUCCUGUCCAAGAAGAUGCAUACAAAGUUAUAGAUUUCUCAGAUGGAAAAGAAAUGAUUUCACAAAUAGUUCCUAUUCCUAAUUCCGUGUAUGCAAUACCGGGAAGAAAGAGUAAUGCGACGUAUGAACUUGUAUUUCUUGCAUCAUUGCCACCUUUGGGUUAUAAAUCUUAUAUCAUCAAAAGAACAGGAAGUGCAAGACAAGAAACUAUGGAGGAAAUCUCUAUUGGUAACGAGUUUUAUGAUAUAUCGGUGAAUCAGUAUGGUCAUAUCGUAGUCGAAUGGAAGAAAGAAAAAAAUAUGAGACUGACUCAAUCGUUCCAUUAUUACGAAGGAAUGGAAGGAAACAAUAAGGAAUUUAAAAAUAGAUCUUCGGGUGCAUAUAUAUUCAGACCUAGAAACAUGUUCGUUAAAAAUUUCAUAACACCUAGUACUUACAAAGUAUAUAAAGGUCCAUUGGUAGAAGAAAUUCAUCAAUAUAUCAAUGAUUGGGUAUCUCAGGUAAUUAGAGUUUACAAUGGAAUAGAAUAUGUUGAAUUCGAUUGGCUCGUUGGACCAAUACCUAUCAAGGAUAUGAUUGGCAAAGAGAUAAUAACGAGAUACUAUAGCAAUUUGAAUUCUUCUGGAGAAUUUUACACUGAUAGUAACGGUCGUGAAAUGUUGAAACGAAAAAGAGAUUAUCGACCAACGUGGAAAGUAAAGCUGCAAGAAGAAGUGUCUGGCAAUUAUUAUCCCAUUACUUCGAAAAUUUCAUUGAAAGAUGAAGAAAGACGUCUCAAACUUAGUUUAUUAACGGAUCGAGCGCAAGGAGGAACUAGUAUGAAAGAUGGAGAGAUCGAAAUGAUGGUUCAUAGAAGACUUCUCAAAGACGAUGCAUUCGGUGUAGGAGAAGCUCUCAAUGAAUCUGCAUAUGGUGAAGGUUUAGUGGUUAGAGGUUCUCACUAUAUUAUCGGUGGUAGUAUAAAAAAUUUAGAUGAACUUGCAAUAAAAGAAAAAACUUUGGCGCUUCAACUGUUGCUUCGUCCAUGGCCUUUUAUUAUAUCUAAUGAAAAUAAUUUUUCAACGUAUGCACAAUAUGCUGCCUCGCAAAAUAUAGGUCUUGCCAAAGCAUUGCCACCAAAUGUUCACAUUUUAACUUUGGAACCGUGGAAAGAAGAUUCUCUUCUACUAAGAUUAGAACAUAUUUUUGAAAUAGAUGAAACCGAGAAUUUAUCGAAACCUGUAACAAUUAAUAUACAAGAUCUAUUUAAUACUUUUACGAUCGUAUCCGUUAAGGAGACUACAUUAGGUGGUAAUCAAUGGUUCAAGGAUAUAAAUCGUUUGAAAUGGGAUGCUGAGACGAAUGAUAUUUUUCAAUCGGAAGAAGAAUAUGAACCUGUAGAAAUUAAAGACGGUAUCAUAAAUGUAGUUUUGAAACCAAUGGAAAUACGAACAUUUGUCCUUAAAAUAGUACCAAAACGUAACUAAAAUUCUCUAAAUUGAAAACAAUUUAUUUUUAUUAAAAAUUAUGUUUAUUGUAUUUGAUACAUAUAUAGUAAUAAAUUUAUUGUUAUUGUUUAUUAUUAGUUUAUUAAAAUAAGAUAUAAUAAAUACGAUAU